UACUCCGAAACGCAAAUGAGCCUUUCCUUUUCCGGUUGCAAUCAUGAAGAUCGAACUCUGUUCGUACAGUGGAUACAAAAUAUACCCAGGCCAUGGGAAGAAAAUGGUCAAGGCUGAUGGCAGGGUGUUCCAGUUUCUUAACAAGAAAUGUGAACGUUCCCACAACAUGAAGCGCAACCCUCGUGAGAUCAACUGGACAGUGCUGUACAGGAGAAAGCACAAGAAGGGUCAGACAGAAGAGGUUUCCAAGAAGAGGACCCGAAAGACCGCCAAGUUCCAGCGAGCCAUCACUGGUGCCACCCUCAAUGACAUCAUGGCCAAGAGGAACCAGAAGCCUGAGGUCAGGAAGGCACAGAGAGAGCAGGCCAUCAGGGCAUACAAGGAGAAGCAGAAGACAAAGGACAGUCAGAAGAAGGCUUCCAAGCCUGCUGCACCCAAGGGAGGAAAACAAACCAAGGCUUCUAAGAACAUGCCCAAAUCUAAACCUAUGGUCGGUGGCAAACGCUAAACUGUAAUAAUUGCAGGCUGAAAUAAAAAAAAAUGUAAAUAGCUAAA
Messenger RNA from Haliotis rubra (blacklip abalone), 555 nucleotides. Its product is annotated as 60S ribosomal protein L24-like. Gene Ontology annotation, biological process: cytoplasmic translation. The record is from RefSeq and is a predicted model, not a curated record. NCBI's taxonomy places the organism in Eukaryota, Metazoa, Mollusca, Gastropoda, Lepetellida, Haliotidae. The transcript is spliced from 5 exons. Gene Ontology annotation, cellular component: cytosolic large ribosomal subunit. The coding region runs from base 44 to 508 and encodes 154 amino acids. Gene Ontology annotation, molecular function: structural constituent of ribosome; mRNA binding.